This is a messenger RNA of Pomacea canaliculata, 1932 nucleotides long. RefSeq lists its product as uncharacterized. The transcript has 6 exons. NCBI's taxonomy places the organism in Eukaryota, Metazoa, Mollusca, Gastropoda, Architaenioglossa, Ampullariidae. Bases 472 to 1323 code for a protein of 283 amino acids. The record is from RefSeq and is a predicted model, not a curated record.
UAAAACUGAAUACAUCCCAGAAUUUUUUUAAAGGCGUGCCGUAAUGUCAUCGCCAACAGACGAUUUAGUGAUAAGAUCUGAUGCUGCAGUUACAGCGGUCCUCGAUGACAUUGCCGAUGACUAUUGUUGUAUACGCCCUAAAGUUGGUCUCGGACUCUGUAAACGGCAACAUAGUCGGUGCAGAGAAGUGUGUUAUCUUUGUUCUGCCCAUCAGGAACUGGUUGGGCAUCUCGAACCGCUCCGUCCAUUGCUGGCUGUACGAGGAGUGCUGUGCAGCUUGAGAACUUUGAUCGCGAGUUGUGUUCAUCGGGAAGGUAGAAAUCACAAGGACGGAACUCAUCAGGGGACUGUUCAGGGGGAGAAAGGGAGAGCAGCUGUAUUCAAGGAAAAAAUAACCGGCAGAUUCCAAGUUUCUAGAAGACAUACCGCAGGUCAGCACUUACAGGGAAUUUCAGGUGAUCACGCAACAAGAUGACUAACAUCAUCAUUAUCAUCGCCGUGAGCGCAAUAUUUGCUGUGUCAUUGAGGUUUUCAGCAGGGCAAGAGUGUGUGACGGGUGACGCAUGUCACAACGUGACGCACAACGUAACAGUCGGCAAUACCACGUACUGCUGCAGUGACGUUACUCUCAGACCAACCACGAAGAAUAACUCAUGUGCUUGUCUCUCUGCCAAUGCAAGAAUGAAGAACUGGGCUGAUGAAACUAUGGGGGAAGGUCGCAUGUGUUCAUUUGGAAACGAGGGUUGUCCUCACGGGUUCACGACUGUCAAACUGCAGAACGACCAGUCCCAGGUCUGCUGCAGCAACGGAGCCUUCAGCUUCAUGGCGCUGCUGGACGUCGGCAGCUCCUACUACGUGGGUUGCCGAUGCAGGCACAACCCAGCCCCUGUCCUGCCCCUGAGCGCACACGCCGUGCCCCUGUCUGCCGAGUACAACUCUUCAGGUGAGCUGUGCCUGUACGACGCGCUGUGUGACGACAACCCCAGCCUGAAGUGCGAGGACGACAACGCGGUCUACUGCUGCUACAGCAGCCGCGGCAUCCACACCAAAGACCUCAACGCCAGCACCACGGCCUGCACGUGUAGCAACGAGUUCCAGGGCACGCGGUGCAGCCCAGUCCUCAAGCCCCUCCCUGUUACAGAAAAAAGGUGCUUGACUAACGACGCCUGCUCCGCCGUAGACGAGGCGGUGACGAGCACGGGUGGAAACGUGACGUACUGCUGCCCCGACCUUCGCACCGCGCCGCACGUGCAAGUUAUCGAAGGGGCAACGACUCGCAGCUGGAUCUGCAGCUGCAGCGCUCCAACGGAAAUCAUAGGCUAGCUGACGUCAGACACUUCAGGUCACGGGGUCAGCUGACCUGUGUGCGUUAGCAGGGUAAACGGUCAGUGUAGGAUGAUGAUACGUUCGCCAGGCAGUCAGAUCGACAUCUCACUCGGUGCAUGGGUAAAACAUGCUAAAAGGCCUUACUCAAUAUGGCACAUGACGAAGUGUAGCUUUAAAAUAAGAUUUAUACAUGUCCGGUAUAAUGGGAAGGGGGCUGCUUACAUUCUCAUCAAAGAUAAGUGAGUGUUUUCAAGAGCAUCUUGUAAAGCCUCUUUAGAAUUCUACAAAAUAUCCAGGAAUAUCUUUAAGUUUUUUUACCUUUCUUAAAGUAUUAGAAAUCGCUAGAAUUUGCAGAAUUGGCUUUUCGUUUCACAUAUCAUUAAAUUAAUCAAAGAAAUUAAAAGAAUAAAAUUAUUCACUUUUUCUUGGCUAGGCUGUUAACCAAAUUCAAUUUAUUUUUAGUGUAUGUGUGCAUUUUCUAUUUUUGGAGGGGCGUAGAAACCAUCAGAAUCCCAAACCUGAUAUCUUAUCAAAGAUAACUAACAGUGUAAUCGUUCUUUGUUCGUAUCUCUAGUGUUUGGUUUAUUAAAACAGAUACAACUGCCA